UUUUGCAUAGGAAAACACGCGGUGGAACAUCUUUUCAAUUUAAAAAAUAUAAAAAAUAAAUUAACUUUAUUGAAAUAAAAUGGGUAAAGCUAAAAAGAAGCAUCCUAAAAAGCGUACCGCGGCCUUUAAGGAAAGCGAACCAAGUGAAUUGGUUGAGGCACCACAUUCCUUUAUCAUACAUCGCGGCUUAUCGUGCCCGUAUAUUACGGAUUUAACUCUAGAUUUUCGUCGAAUUAUGGAACCCUUUACGGCCAGUGAACUAAAGGAAAAGAAAAUGAAUCGUAUUAAAGAUUUUGUGGCUGUUAGUAGUUUUUUCCAUGUCUCACAUAUGGGAAUUUUCAAUAAGGCCGCCACACAAUUGUCAUUUAAAGUUUUAAGGCUGCCGCGAGGACCAACAUUAACAUUUAAGGUACAUCAGUUCACAUUGGCCCGUGAUGUUAUAUCGCAAAAUAAAAAGCAAUUUGUGGAUGAGGAUAUUUUCAAACAUUCGCCUUUGGUGGUAAUGAAUAACUUUACAGGCGAUGGUAAACAUUUGAAAUUAAUGGCUUCUACAUUUCAAAACAUGUUUCCGGCUAUAAACUUGGCAGAGGUCAAUAUAGCUACCAUAAGAAGGUGUGUACUUUUUUCGUUUAAUCCUCAAACAAGUUUAGUGGAAAUGCGCCACUAUUCCAUACAAGUUGUUCCGGUUGGUUUAACAAAAGGUGUUAAGAAAUUGGUAAUGGGUAAAAUUCCCAAUUUGUCAAAAUGUGAAGAUAUAGCCGAUUUUAUAAUGCAGGAUGGCAAUGCUUCCGAAUCAGAAGCCGAAGAUGAUGAAAACUCUCAAGUUGUUUUGCCCCAAACUCUUAGGCGCAAAGGUAAUAUGGAAAAUAACAAAUCAGCCGUACAACUAUAUGAAAUUGGUCCCCGCAUGACCAUGCAGCUCAUGAAAAUUGAGGAUGGUUUAUUAACCGGAGAGGUACUCUAUCAUGACCAUAUCACUAAGACCGAAGAAGAAAAGGAAGAACUUAGAAAAAUGAUCGAAAAGAAACAAAAACUUAAGGAACAACGUAAAAAACAACAGACCGAAAAUCGGGCUAAAAAACUAAAGGAAUUGGACAAGAAAAAUAAAAAUUCGCAUCAAAAUACUGCAGCAGCAGAAGGUGAAGAUGAAGAAAACCAAUACAGUGAUUUGGAAGAUGAUGCUGUCUACUAUAAGGAAGAAGUAGGCGAAGAACCAGACGAAGAAUUAUUUAAAUCCACAGAUCCGGCUAGUCGGAAGAGAUCAAAACUACCAUACAGUUUGAAAGCCAAUAAAAAGCCUAGAUUGGAAAAGAAAGACUCCUUCUCUAAGAAAGAUUCCUACUCUAAAAAGGAUUCCUUCUCCAAGAAAGAUUCCUACUCUAAGAAGGAUUCCUACUCCAAGAAGGGCGACUUCAAAGAUAAGAAAGGCUUUAAGGACAAAAGAGCCUCUAAGGACAAAAAGGGCUUUAAGAAUGGAUUUAAAGAGAAGAAAUCAUUCAAAUUUAAUAAGAGAAAAUAAAACGCAAAUAGUUUUCUUAAAUUUAUAGUUUUCUUUUUUUUAUUAUAUUUAAAUAAAUUUUAAAAUUUAACCAAACAUUUUUUGUACCAUA
Molecule: messenger RNA, 1610 nt
Organism: Calliphora vicina (urban bluebottle blowfly)
Lineage: Eukaryota; Metazoa; Arthropoda; Insecta; Diptera; Calliphoridae
Gene: ppan
Product: Brix domain-containing protein peter pan
Exons: 3
Coding region: 80-1519 (479 amino acids)
Biological process (GO): rRNA processing; ribosomal large subunit assembly
Cellular component (GO): preribosome, large subunit precursor
Molecular function (GO): rRNA binding
Source: RefSeq, a predicted model, not a curated record